Molecule: messenger RNA, 840 nt
Organism: Lodderomyces theae
Lineage: Eukaryota; Fungi; Ascomycota; Pichiomycetes; Serinales; Debaryomycetaceae
Gene: MOB1
Product: Mob1p
Exons: 1
Coding region: 1-840 (279 amino acids)
Biological process (GO): signal transduction; positive regulation of protein phosphorylation; cell division
Cellular component (GO): nucleus; cytoplasm
Molecular function (GO): protein kinase activator activity
Source: RefSeq, a predicted model, not a curated record
AUGGCGUUGUUUCAAAACUUCAAUACCCAUUCCUUGAGAUCAACCAGGGGGUUCAAGCUAAAACAAUCAUCUCCCAUAUCGAGUCCGCAACCAAUCAGCAACUCAACUUUUCCUUAUGAUCUGCCCCAGUUAUCCUCCAACCAGACCCCUCAGCAGCAAUACCAACUCAAUUCAUAUAAGACGGUAUAUACAGAUGCACUGGCGGCAAAUGGACAACCAGUUACGUCACAUAAAGAUAUUCGAAAUUACGCCGAGCAAACUUUGGGGUCAGAUAACGCAUUGAUCCAGGCGGUCAAGCUACCACGCGAUGAAGACUUGAACGAAUGGUUGGCUAUUCACGUUGUCGAUUUUUACAACCAAAUCAAUAUGUUGUACGGUGCCAUAACUGAAUUCUGUUCGCCUUUAACAUGUCCUCGCAUGAUUGCAACUGAAGAAUACGAAUACUUGUGGCAAGACUCCAACCAGACCUCUUCGAAUGAUGGUUCUAGUAUUCCGUCUUCACCCAAAAGACCAGUAUCCCUACCAGCAUGUGAGUAUAUCGAGAAUUUGAUGAAUUGGGUGCAAAACUUUUUCGAUAAUGACAACAUUUUCCCAUCCAAAAUUGGUGCCCCUUUCCCUCAUCAAUUUCCCACAUUGGUUAAAACGAUUUUCAAAAGAUUAUUUAGAAUCUACGCUCAUAUUUACUGUCACCAUUUUCAUGAGGUCACAGAGUUGGGAUUGCAGAGUCAUUUGAAUACAAGCUUGAAGCAUUUCGUAUUGUUUGCUGAUGAGUUUAAACUACUCACAAGAAAAGAUUAUGGGCCUUUGGAAGACUUGGUUGAUACAAUGUUGAAUAGGUGA